This is a messenger RNA of Apis cerana (Asiatic honeybee), 3159 nucleotides long. It is a transcript of the gene Rab7, whose product is annotated as RAS oncogene family member Rab7. Lineage: Eukaryota; Metazoa; Arthropoda; Insecta; Hymenoptera; Apidae. Gene Ontology annotation, cellular component: lysosome; late endosome; phagocytic vesicle. Gene Ontology annotation, biological process: endosome to lysosome transport; phagosome-lysosome fusion. Gene Ontology annotation, molecular function: GTPase activity; GTP binding. The record is from RefSeq and is a predicted model, not a curated record.
GAUUUUGACAGUCGAAAUGUGAUCAUACUCGGUCGAUAAAAGAAGCAAAGAACAGGUGACGACAUCGUUGUCAUACUCGUGAUUUCAUAACACGCCAUUUUCUUUGUGUGAAGUACUGGUCAAGAGGAAUUUCAUCUACUAUUUUCUAUCUAUUUCAAGUUUACAAUGGCUUCUCAUAAGAAAAUAUUGCUUAAAGUCAUUAUUCUUGGGGAUUCUGGAGUUGGUAAAACUUCUCUUAUGAAUCAGUAUGUAAGCAAAAAAUUUAGCAAUCAAUAUAAAGCUACUAUAGGUGCAGAUUUUCUUACCAAAGAAGUAAUGGUAGAUGAUAGGAUAGUUACUAUGCAGAUUUGGGAUACAGCUGGUCAAGAAAGGUUUCAAUCUUUAGGUGUUGCUUUCUACAGAGGUGCUGAUUGUUGUGUACUUGUAUUUGAUGUUUCUGCACCAAGUAGCUUUAAAUCUUUAGAUUCUUGGAGAGAUGAAUUUUUAAUUCAGGCUUCUCCUCGAGAUCCAGAUAAUUUUCCAUUUGUAGUACUUGGAAAUAAAGUUGAUUUGGAAACCAAAGUGAUUCAUGGUAAGAAAGCACAACAAUGGUGUCAAUCUAAAAAUAAUAUUCCAUAUUUUGAAACUAGUGCUAAAGAAGCCAUUAAUGUUGAACAAGCUUUCCAAACGAUAGCAAAGAAUGCUUUAGCUCAAGAAAGCGAAGUGGAAUUAUAUAAUGAAUUCCCAGACCAAAUUAAGUUGACAAAUGAUCAACGAAACAAUGGCAAAGGUGAUUCUUGUGCCUGCUAGGUCUUUGAGCAAUGGAAAUUUUGGAUAAGCACAUAGAUGCACAGGUCAGAUCGUACAUUCGCGUACCUGCGCAUUUUAAAAAAUACUAUAUCGAGCUUGAUGUAUUUGGAAGUCCUAAGUAUGCACCUUGGUUUUCUUUAUUCAAUUUUUCAUUAAGAUAUUUUUAAAGCAUAUUUAUAAUAUUGGAACUUUUUUUAUUGAAAUUAUGUGAAAUAUCGUGGAAAAAUAUAUAUGUAUAUAUAAGGAAGUUUAUAAGCAUUGCAUUUUAAACAAUAAAAUUAGAAAAAUUUUGUACCAAGGAGCAUCCAUUGACUUCAUUACAUGAAAGACUAUAUUGUAUUUUAUAUCGUGUGUUUGUGUUGAUAUUUCACUCAUCCAGCAAUAUAUUCAACACAUUAUUUCUAAAAAUUAUAAUGCUCUCUUAUUGGGUAUAGCGAACAGUAUGAGCUGCCCUUUUAAAUUGCAUCUUUACAGCUCAUUGUUGAUGUUCUUCAUUGUGGAAUGAUACUACGAUGUUUAUGAAUCAUAUAGGCAUAAUUUAUAUUGGGAGGAAAAUUUAUGGGUUGGGAACACACUUAGCAUAACAAUUAGAUCAUCAUAAAUUUGCUAAUUCAUUGAAUACAAUCACAUUUAUUGAAAAGUUCUAAAAAUAUUUGUGAAUAUAUUCAUUUGAUUAUUUCUAAAGUCUAAUUUUUAUUAUCAAAUAAAAUGAAAAUUUUAUUAUUAUUCAACAUAAUAUAUUUCAAAUACAUAUAUAAAUAAUUUUAUAAAAUAAUGGAUUUUUAUUGAAAUAUUGUAAUUAUUUAAUUAUCUUUGAAUUUCUUUAAUAUCUAAACUUUGCUAAUUGUUAUGUUGAUCAAGAUAUUCUUAUCUUCUAAAAAUAACUCAUAUUUUUUGCGUAAAUUUAAAUAAUGUUGAGUUUGUUUAAUAAAAUUAAUAUGUAUUUCCUGAUAUUUCACAAUCGUCUCAAUCUCAAAAGGCUAGUGCGUUUUCAAGGAAAAAAAUUCCCUUCUUAAAAAAUCUCAAUAACUACAUAAUUUAUCAUUUGAUAUUCUCAAUCCACCUAUAAUAUUUACAUACUAAUAUUUUCAUGUAUAUUUAAAUUCCUCCCUGAAGUGAAAGUUUCGAUACCGCGAUGCAAUAAUUUUUUAUUGUAUACUUCAAAAAUAAUUUAGAUAUAUUCAUAAACUUUAUUAAAUAUUAUUUAAAAAGACAAAAAUUUUGUUUAAAAAUUAAACAUAUCAUGCAAUAUACAAAAAAUAUUUGAUGAUUUAUCUCUAAAAGUUAUAAAUUUUUAUUUUUUCUAUUUUAAUACUAUAAAGUAUAUUUAUAAGAGAUUAAAUCCAUUGAAAAGAAUUAUAUAAAAAUCAAAAAACAAUUUUAUUGACAUAUAUAAAUAAUUCUCUUUUUUAAAAAAAUACAUUUUUGCAAUGAAAAAAUAUUUUUUGUACAAUAAUUAUAUUCUGAAAUGAUAGAUUUAUCUAAAAAAAAUCGUUAUAAAAAAAAUAUUUAUAAAAGUGAUAUUAUUUAUUAUGCAAAAAAAAAUAUGCGUCGCGGCUAACGAUCACUUCUAUAUCUUAAAAUAAUUAUUAUUUUAGAAAUAAGCCACUAUCCUGAAAAAUGUAGAGCAAAAAAAAAAGAUUAUGUGAGCUGAAUUCAUACAUACCUAUAAGAUUUCUUAUGAAAAAAUUUAAUAUGUGAAAUAUUUGCGUACAUCUAUUAUGAUAAUUUUGGACGAUAUAAAUGUGUGUCAUCAUACAUGUACGCGUAUUCACGUAAUAUAUAUGUAUAUAAAUGAUGAUGGUCAUGACGAUUACAAUUAUAAUUAUUAAUAUAAUUUUAUCGAAAUAUGUUAACGAAAAUUAUUAUAAAUAUUAUCAUUAUUGCUGCUGCUACUACUAUAAAUUACUACUAUUGCUAUUCUUAGUUUUAAGUGAAAAACAAGAAAAUAAGAAGAAAUACAUUUAUUGCAACAAAAUCAUCAGCUGGUCGAAUUAAUUCGCUGAUAUAUCUGUGCCACGGAUAAUCAUCGUGUGACCUGAAACAAAAUAUAAGACUAUCAUUAUCCUUAUUAUGACUCAAUGUCUAUGUUGUUAUUAUGGAGAUGAAUGUCUGUUGAAAUAGGUAGUAAAUUUAGUAAUCCCUGUAUGAAGUAGCGCAUAAGAUUAAAAUAUAAUUCAAUAUAACUAAUAAUAAUACAACUAAUUUAAUAAUUGAAAAAUAUUGGGGAAAAUGGCUUUUUUCAAGUCAAAGGUUAAUCUGUAAUACAGUGUAGUUUUAUUCGAGAAUUUCAACAUAUUGUGUUUCAACCGAUGUAAAUUAAAUAUUUACCCUUGUACGAUUGUAAAAAAAGUAUUCGUUUUUAUAUAA